Molecule: messenger RNA, 648 nt
Organism: Microthlaspi erraticum
Lineage: Eukaryota; Viridiplantae; Streptophyta; Magnoliopsida; Brassicales; Brassicaceae
Source: the annotation of a GenBank genome assembly
AUGAGUCUAUUCGGGCUGGGAAGAAAUCAAAAGACUUUCCGUCCUAAAAAGAGCGCUGCAUCAGGGACCAAGGGAGCACAGCUUCGAAAGCAUAUAGAUGCAACUCUAGGUAGUGGGAAUCUUAGAGAAGCCGUGAAGCUUCCUCCAGGAGAGGAUUUAAACGAAUGGCUUGCAGUUAACACUGUGGAUUUCUUUAAUCAGGUGAAUCUGUUGUUUGGUACACUUACCGAGUUUUUCACCCCGGAGAAUUGCUCUACAAUGACUGCUGGUCCCAAGUACGAAUACAGAUGGGCAGAUGGUGUACAGAUCAAGAAGCCUAUCGAGGUUUCAGCUCCAAAAUAUGUUGAGUACUUGAUGGAUUGGAUCGAGACACAACUCGAUGACGAGUCCAUAUUUCCUCAAAAGCUUGGUGCGGCAUUUCCUCAACACUUCAAGGAAGUGGUUAAGACAAUCUUUAAACGAUUGUUCAGAGUGUACGCACACAUUUACCACUCUCAUUUCCAGAAAAUCGUUAGUCUCAAAGAAGAAGCUCAUCUCAACACUUGCUUCAAACACUUCAUCCUCUUCACUCAUGAGUUUGUUCUCAUUGACAAGAAAGAACUUGCUCCUCUUCAAGAGCUCAUAGAAUCUAUCAUUGCUCCUUUCUAA